Molecule: messenger RNA, 1444 nt
Organism: Vespula pensylvanica (western yellowjacket)
Lineage: Eukaryota; Metazoa; Arthropoda; Insecta; Hymenoptera; Vespidae
Gene: mora
Product: cysteine and histidine-rich domain-containing protein
Exons: 4
Coding region: 145-1167 (340 amino acids)
Source: RefSeq, a predicted model, not a curated record
AUAUAAUAGUUCAGGAUUUGAAACAGAGUCUGGAAUGUGCUAGAACUUAUCUGAUAUUAAAAGUAAUUUUGCUUUAUCGUAAAGAAAUUAAUUUAAGAGCAUAAUAAAAAUAUUACGAUAGUGUAAUUAAUUACAUAUUGAAAAAUGUCAGAAGGGAAGAUUUUAUUACAUUGUUACAAUCGAGGCUGUGGAAAACAAUUUGAUCCAAAUGAUAACAAAGAAGAUGAUUGUGUCCAUCAUCCUGGUCAACCAGUUUUUCACGAUGCCUACAAAGGAUGGUCUUGUUGUAAUAAAAAGUGUACAGACUUCACAGAAUUUUUAAAUAUUAAAGGUUGCACAAAAUCAUGCCAUACGAAUGAAAAGCCUGUAGAACCAGAAAAACCUAUCGUUGAUAAAUCAAAAGCAAAUGAAGUUAUUCAAGUAGGUGCAAAACUUAAUAGCAACGGAUCGACAUUAAAAAGACCAUCUUUUCAUUCUCCUCAAACUACAUUAAAACCAAAUGUGUCAUCUGCGUUAUUGGAACAAAUUAAAGACUUGACAGCAUCGAUAGAAGAAAAUGUAAAUGAACAUAAAAUUGCCAUUGGUCAAAAUUGCAAAAACAAUUCUUGUAAAGCUACGUAUGCAGGGCCUUCAUCCGAUGAAAAGGAAUGUUCUUAUCAUCCUGGAGUUCCUAUAUUUCACGAAGGGAUGAAAUAUUGGUCUUGUUGUCAAAAGAAGACUACAGAUUUUUCAGUAUUUCUAGAACAACCAGGAUGUACGCAAGGAAAACAUCUUUGGGUGUCGAAGAAUACUCAUAAAAAAGUUCAAUGUAGAAUGGAUUGGCAUCAAACUUCAACAUUUAUAGUUGUUUCAGUUUUUGCCAAGAAAUAUCAACCUAGUCAAUCAAGUGUGAAAUUGAAUCCUGUACAUUUAACUGUGGAUUUAUUCUUUGUAGAAGAAAAUUCAAGAUAUAAUCUUGACAUAGAGUUGAAAGGAAUAAUUGAUGUUGUUCAAAGUAGUGUUACUAUGCUGCCUACCAAAGUAGAAAUUAAAUUAAAGAAAGCAGAACCUGGAUCUUGGUCUCGCUUAGAUAUUCCUAGAAUAUUUAAUAGUCAAGAAAAUGAGAGCAUUCAAAAUGAGGAACAAAUUAGUUCCAAAAUUGAUGCAGUUGACCUCAGUGAUUUAUAAUAAUUGAAUGCAUUCUUGUUUAAAUUUAAGAUUCUAAAUAACUAUUGAAAAUAAUCAUAUUUUACUACCAAACGUAUCUUCAAAAAUAUACGUUACUGUACAGACAGAUAGAACAUAUUUAAUAUAUUGAAAAUAUAUUCGACAUUUUUUAAAUGACGAGAAUUAAGAAGCUUUCACAAAUUCAUGGCUUCAGUACUUCAUGUUCUUCUUAUUCUUAACGAACCGAUUUAUUUUUCACGUUCUGAUACAUGCAAUAAAAAAAAAAAAAAAUAACAUU